Rhineura floridana is the source of this 3375-nucleotide messenger RNA. It is a transcript of the gene PBXIP1, whose product is annotated as PBX homeobox interacting protein 1. The coding region runs from base 555 to 2567 and encodes 670 amino acids. NCBI's taxonomy places the organism in Eukaryota, Metazoa, Chordata, Lepidosauria, Squamata, Rhineuridae. The record is from RefSeq and is a predicted model, not a curated record. The transcript has 11 exons.
GAGAUGAGUCAGCCAUUGAGAAGACUCUCUUCAGUGGCUAACACUACCCCCCUUUCAUGCUGAUUGGCUUCUAGAGAUGUCUGUUGUGGAAGAAGGCAUUAACAAGGAUCUCAUUCUCAACCCAGGAGCAAAAUCAGGGUGGUGGUUGCUGUGAGUAACAUGAAGGGACCCUGCACUUCUGAAUUUGCCACAAUACUACUGAUCUUGAACCCUUGAGGGCUGUCGUGCCUCAGUUAUAGACAUAAUCCUCACUUAAAGUCUAGGCAUGUCCGUGGGAGAUACAUCCUUUCCUUGCCCUGAGUGUGACAUGCCAGAAUGGUGAUUUAAUCCUGGGCGGGUGUUUUAUAAAAGAAAGCAUUUACAGACCACUUCGUGAACAUCAAGGAGCGUCACCUCAGUGAUCUCAGUAACAAUGCAGUCCUAGGCAUGUCUGCUCAGAAAGUGUGGUUCCCUCCAGCCCCCAUCUGAUAAGGGCCCCGAACCUGAGAAGACCCCUGUCAAUUUCUGUCACCAGUAACCUGCGGGCGGAUAUCACGCCUGUGGCAUGAGCAGAAAUGGCUGACAAUUCAGACUCCCGGGAGUCGGAGAACAACAGCUGGGUGAUUGCUGGUUCCGAGGCUCUACCUGUGGAGGAUCUCGGUUUGGAAGCGUCAGAGGAAACCCAGGCAGAGUCUCAGCCGGCCAAGGAUGACACCCACGCGCCCCUUGGUGAGAGCAAAUAUCCCGAUCCAGACGAAGCCAACCCCAAGGGUCCUGAGCUGGUGUUGGACCCUAAUUCUGAAGAAACCCCCAGCCCAGCCAAGACCCCAGAGACCACCCUCUUAUUGUCAGAGCAUACAAAGGAGCCAGGCACCCGUGAUGCUGAGGAAGGAUCUGUGCCCGCCCCGCAAGGAACCCUUUUCGUCCACAAAGCAGGCCCUCUGGUGGAGGAGGCCAACUCAUCCAGCAGCGGAGAAGAGUCGGCCAAAGAGCGGGACAUCGAAGGCCUGCGCAGGCGGAAAGGCCGGGAUGUUCACCCUGUUCCGCUGGAGGCCAGUCAAGAUCGAGGCGAGGAGGGCGUCGGUGGCCUUCCCAGGACAAAAUGGCUGUUUGGGUUCCUCGCCCUUCUAGGUUUGGGUUUGGCGGCUUUGUUGGGGGUCGUCUUUGACCCAGACGAUGGCCCUGUGGACAUCCUCAGCACCUGGCAAAGCUCAGACAGCGAAGAGCCGCAUCCUGGCGCCGGUGGGAGGGACUGGCCGCCGUCGCCCUCCCUGGACUACCCCGGUGACGCCAAACUUCGGCACGCCAAGGAAGCCCUGCUGUCAUCGGAGCACCUCGGCGACGUCCAGAGCCUGGACACCAUGGGACACUUGCUCGACAAGCUGGCCAAGGAGAAUCAGGAGAUCCGGCUUAUGCAAGCUGAACUGCAGGCCCAGAAGGAGGAACUGCAGGCUCUGCUGCAGAAGACUGAAGGCGAGGCGUUGGAGUUCACUUCCCAGCAGCAGAGUCUGGCCACCGAGAAUGCCAGGCUCACGGAAGUGCUGCAACGGGAGACGGCCUCCCUCCUAGCCACGCAGGCCGAGCUCCGCCUUCUCCAAGAGAAGCUGCGCAGCCUGGGCGAGGCGGCCCAUGUCAAAUCCCGACGGCUCCCAGAAGAGGAACCCGCGCCGGACCUCCAACGUGAUAAGGCCGAGCACGCAGAAGCCAAAAUCCGCCGCCUGCACUCCCUGCUGGCCUCGGUUCAGCGUGACAUAGGGAGAGUCUUUCAGAAAGUUCCGCCCGGCGAGGGGGGCGAAGGGCUCCGGGUGGAGCUGGGUGGUGUGGAGCGGAAGCUCGCCCGGGAGCUGGAGGGGGAAGAGGGCGCCAAGCCGUCAUGGAGAGAGGGCCACAAAGCCAGGCGUGGCAAGGACAGAGCCUGGCACAGGAAGCACGAGGGCCAGGAGGAGCAUCGCCCGCAGCAUCACGAAAUCAGCCCGGGAAAGGAGCUCCGUUCCCCACAUAAGGCUCCCAAAAUGGCAGACAAUGGGCCUCACCGUUCCAGGAAGCAUCAGGGCCCACGAGACGCCAAGCCAGGCCAAGAUUCAGAGCGCCACCACCAUGUAGGCCAGAAGCCCAAGAAGCCCGCUGAGCCCAGUGCAUUGUGGGAAAUGCUGGCCAAGCUACAGUAUCGGGCUCCCCAAGGCUGCGCUGGCGUUGUUGAGUGCGCCCACCAGGAGGGGCUGGAGCCGGUGCAAAAGCCCAGCUUUCUGCAGAUGGUUCAGAGCUACCUGACUAGGCUGGGCUGGGCCGAACACUACGGAGGCCUAGCGGCUGCCCUGGACAGCUACUUUGGGAGCGACGGGGCCUUCGCCCACGACCGCCUGAGCUUCGUGGAGCUUCUGGAUGAAGUGGAGGACGCGCUGGAGGAGAUGGCGGAGCUGCUGGGGGGCAGCGAAGAGGAAGCGGAUAAUUUUGAGGAGGUGAUCCUGUGGCAGCUGGGGGCGGCCCCCAGGGGCAGAUUCACACAGCGAGACGGUGCCCAGCACCACGCCAAGGAGCGGAACCCUGAGGGACACGGGCGCAAGAAUAGCCGAGAGAGCACCAGCUAGUCCCACGGCUAGGAGGGCGGACCUGCCGGUACUAAUUUGGCUCGGGGCAAGGAGGGAGAGUUGGACCUAAUGAGGACUUGUUGACAUACCAAGGGAGGGUUUGGAGGUAUUGCUCCAAUGCUGAAACUUGGCGGGGAAGUAGGCGUUUUAUCAGCAGGUACCGCCCUGCCAAUUUCUGAUGUGUGGGAUCAUCUGAAUCCAUCCUCCUCUCUUCCCCACCCAUGUCCACUCCGAGCCCUCCAACGUUCCCCGAAGUGUGCGCCCACUCAGUAGCAGCCACCAGCAGCGACACGGCUGAUCGCUUAUCUUCAGCCAGAGAAGUGGUCCUUCCUGCCUCCUCCCUGUGCACCCACUCUUUGCCAGGCUGCGCUGUUGGGUGAAAUUUUCGCUGGUGCUAGAGCGCCCACCCCUAACACCACCACUGUGUGGCCUCUGCGUCCAAUGCAAAAAAAAAGGCUUGUCUUCACACAGGAACCAACCCGCCCAAGAUCCAGGUGGUCGCGGCUGGCUUUUCUAUCGUCUCGGGAUAGGCCGCCGUGUCAAGCAAAAAGUGGGCCAAAUCAGAAACCGGAUCCUGCCAGUGUGUGCCUGUUUUGUGCAGGGUGCGUCACCUUGCUGUUGUCACCCCUAGACUCCGAAACAUCGCUAAACAUUGGGGUUCCUGCACAGUUCUUGUUUGUUCCGCCGCCGAAAGAAAUACAAAUCCAGAAACUGUGGAAAAUUCCCUUCCCGCCCCACUCUACUACCCACCCCCUCAACUACUUGCACUGUGAGUGUGUCAGAAAUGAAAUAAAGGCACUGAAUGAAA